AACAUUUGAUUUUGUAAAACGACGACACAGUGCUGUCAAAGAAAAAUUUCACAUGUGAAUUGAAUGAGGAUUCUGGACUUGAUUUUCAUAUUUGGAUAAAAGUUGUCAACAAAAAAAUUGUAAAUAUUAGCGUAAAUUUUAAGGAGGAUGUCAUUUACGUCACGUCUCUGUCGUGUUAUCAAUUCAUCCGCGCACGUGCAACGUUAUGCAACGCGUGCUCUCGGUAGCCCGCAGACGGGGUGGUCAUUUCGGUGGAACCAACACUUGGGAAGAAAUAGUCUUCAAUUCGCGCGAUGUGUGAGCUCGGAAUCGGCAUCUGCGACAGUAGAUGAAAAAUCACGUUUUCACACAAUAAUCAGACAAACAGAAAAGCCGGUAGGCGAAGUUGAUAAGCAUGAAUUCCAAGCAGAAACACGUAUGCUUUUGGAUAUUGUAGCUCGCUCAUUGUAUUCGGAAAACGAAGUCUUUGUGCGUGAAUUAAUUUCAAACGCUAGCGAUGCGUUGGAAAAAUUUCGUUACACCGUUCAUACAGCGGGAGAAAAUGAGAAAAAUUACGAAGCUACCGAUCGUCCAUUGGAGAUCCAUAUUGCUACUGAAAAACAGUCGAUGCAAUUAACGAUUCAGGAUACCGGCAUUGGCAUGACGCGCGAGGAGCUUAUUAAUAAUCUAGGUAUGAUAGCUCGUAGCGGUUCUAAAAAAUUUCUAGAGCAAAUAAAAGAGGAAGGUGGCGGCGCAGAAAACCCAUCAAAUAUUAUUGGUCAAUUCGGAGUUGGCUUCUAUUCCGCUUUCAUGGUGGCAGAUAAAGUGGAAGUAUUUACGCGCUCUUCGAAAGUGAAUUCACAGGGAUUGCGUUGGGCAUCCGAUGGUUCUGGAUCAUACGAAAUUCAAGAGGCUGAUGGUGUGUCACAUGGUACUAAAAUUGUCAUACAUUUAAAACCCGAGUGCAGAGAAUAUGCCGAUGAAGAUCGCAUUAGAGCGGUGAUCAAAAAGUAUAGUAACUUUGUCGGUUCACCAAUUUUCCUAAACGGUCAGCGCGCCAACGAUAUUCAGCCAUUGUGGCUGAUGGAACCGAAAGAUGUAUCGCAAGAGCAGCAUAAUGAAUUCUACCGAUUCAUUGGUAAUACCUUUGACACGCCGCGUUUUGUGCUGCAUUAUAAGACUGAUGUACCACUUAGUAUACGCGCUUUGUUAUAUUUCCCUGAAGGCAAACCAGGUUUAUUCGAUUUGACGCGUGAUGCCAAUGUGGGAGUUGCACUUUACACUCGUAAAGUUUUAAUCCAAUCGAAAACCGACAAUCUGGUACCUAAAUGGCUACGAUUCAUAAAAGGUGUCGUUGAUUCCGAAGAUAUUCCUCUGAAUCUAAGUCGUGAACUGUUACAGAAUAGCGCGUUGAUCAAAAAACUUUCCAACGUGCUGGCAAGUCGUGUAUUGCGCUUUCUGCAGGAACGUGCCAAUAAGCAACCUGAAGAAUAUGCUGCAUUUUACAAGGAUUACGGUCUAUUUCUCAAAGAAGGAAUUGUUACAUCAAAUGAUCACAAUGAAAAGGAAAACAUUGCUAAACUUUUGCGGUUUGAAUCAUCUAAGAAUGCCGAUGGCAAUCGUAUAUCCCUUGUAGACUAUUGUACUAAUGUUGGUGACCAAAAAGAUAUAUAUUAUCUAGCUGCACCAAAUCGCAUUCUCGCUGAAUCGUCUCCUUAUUAUGAAAGCUUGAAAAAACGUGGCGUUGAAGUGUUGUUCUGUUACGAGCCCUACGAUGAGCUGGUUCUUAUGCAAUUGGGUACGUUCCAAAGCAAAAAACUAGUAUCUGUUGAAAAAGAAAUGCGUGAGGAUGGCACAGCCGAAAAGAUUACUGACUACGGGGAAGGUAGUUUGUUGCAUUCACAGAUAGAUGAACUCUUGCCUUGGAUACAAGAGCAAUUGAAGGGUAAAGUGGCGAAUGUAAAAGUGACAACACGCCUAGACACGCAUCCCUGUGUUAUUACAGUCGAAGAAAUGGCUGCAGCACGACAUUUUAUCCGCACCCAAAGUCAUCAGUUGCCUGAAGAAAAUCGCUUUGCCCUACUGCAACCACAAUUAGAGAUAAAUCCCAAACACGAAAUCAUUAAGAAGCUGAAUAAACUACGUACAAGUGAUCCUGAGCUUGCGGAAUUGGUUACUCAACAGCUUUUCGCAAAUGCUAUGGUCGGCGCUGGAUUAGCUGAAGAUCCGCGUACGCUUCUGGUCACCAUGAAUAAUUUAUUGACAAAAGCUUUAGAAAAGCAUUAGAAAAUGUAGCUUACGUGUGUGUAAUAGAAUAUAUUAGCCAUACUUUUUUAUUGAAAAAAAAUUCUUGUUUUUGGUAGGUACGAAAAUAAAACAAAAGAUGGAACAUUUAGUAUAGUGGAUGUACAAAAUAAAAUAAAUCAGAAUAAAUUUAAUAUUUAGAA
Anastrepha obliqua is the source of this 2426-nucleotide messenger RNA. RefSeq names its product heat shock protein 75 kDa, mitochondrial (gene Trap1). NCBI's taxonomy places the organism in Eukaryota, Metazoa, Arthropoda, Insecta, Diptera, Tephritidae. The record is from RefSeq and is a predicted model, not a curated record. Gene Ontology annotation, cellular component: mitochondrial inner membrane. The transcript has 8 exons. Gene Ontology annotation, biological process: protein folding. The coding region runs from base 148 to 2265 and encodes 705 amino acids. Gene Ontology annotation, molecular function: ATP-dependent protein folding chaperone; ATP binding; protein kinase binding.